AUGGCGGCGCACGCCGGGCCCCCCCCCGAGCCGGACAUGUCGCGACAGUGGCGACAGUCGUGGCCUCGCCUCGAUCCCGACAGCUCCGAGUAUUUCCAGAGGGCCCUGGAGACGCUCGAGGAGGGGCUGAGCGAGGAGGAGCUCGCCCCCAUUUCUUCAUGUCUAACCCCCAUUUUACCAUCUCUAACCCCCAUUUUUUCGUACCUAACCCCCAUUUUCUCACUCCUAACUCCCAUUUCUUUGUGUCUAACCCCCAUUUUUCCUCUUGUAACCCCAUUUUUGGGUUUGCUGGGCGGCAGCAGGGACGCAGUCCCUCCCCCCAAGGGGGCGGAGCCAAAGACAAAGAAGGAGGGGCUAAAGGAAAAGGAGGCGUGGUCACUGCCAAAGGGGGCGGAGCUUCCGGCCUCGUUCCGCCCCCUGCUGGAGGAGCUGGCCCAGGGGCUGGAGCAGCAAAUUCCAGAGCUGCUGACCCCGCCCUGCGCCAGCCUCUGCCUGCAGGGGGCGCUGUCAGCCCUGCACCGCAGCCAAUCGCCUUCCUGCGCCCGCCUCUGCCGCGCCCUGAUUGGCUGCCUCAGCCAGGACAGCCCCGCCCACGACCAGAGCCCUCUGCUGACGUCACUGCAGGACCCCGCCCGCUCCCGCCUCCUGGAGGCGGCCAUGACGGUCCUGGACCCCCCGGGGCUCCGCGAGCUCUUCCGGGGUCACCUGCGGGGUCACCUGAGGGGCGUGGCCUGCCACCGCGUGGCCAAUCACGGCCUGCAGCGCCUCCUGGACCACGCCCCCGAGGACGUGGCGCAGGAGGUGCUGUCGGAGCUGGGCCCCGCCCUGCAGGAGCCGCUGGCGCGGGGUCACGCCGGGGUGGUGCUGGCGCUGCUGGGGGCGGCCCUGAGGCACCCGCGGCUGCAGGGGGAGACCCUGCGCCACCUCUUCCAGGCCCUGGGCUGCUGGGCCCCGCCCCUCCACCCCCAUUGCGUCACCGCCCUGGCCCAGCUCCGCCCCCUGGAGGGCGGGGACAGCGAGGAGGGGGCGGAGCCUCAGCCCCCCCGGCUGUCCCCGUGGGGGUCCCGGGCGCUGCAGCUGCUGCUGCACUUCGGGGACCCCUCCCCAGUGCUGGGGGCGCUGGGGGCGCUGCCCCCCCCGGCGCUGCCCGCGCUGGCCCGCAGCCCCCCGGGCAGCCGCCUCUGGGACGCCCUCCUGGGGUCCCCCCGCGUCCCCAAAGCCGCCAAGAAACGGCUCCUCAAGAGGCUCAAGCCCCCCGGCAGCCGCCCCUGGGACCCCCCUGGGGUCCCCAAACGUCCCCAAAGCCGCCAAGAAACGGCUCCUCAAGAGGCUCAAG
Passer montanus (Eurasian tree sparrow) is the source of this 1336-nucleotide messenger RNA. It is a transcript of the gene NOP9, whose product is annotated as NOP9 nucleolar protein. The transcript has 9 exons. The record is from RefSeq and is a predicted model, not a curated record. The annotation marks the transcript as partial. Gene Ontology annotation, molecular function: RNA binding. Gene Ontology annotation, biological process: endonucleolytic cleavage in 5'-ETS of tricistronic rRNA transcript (SSU-rRNA, 5.8S rRNA, LSU-rRNA); endonucleolytic cleavage in ITS1 to separate SSU-rRNA from 5.8S rRNA and LSU-rRNA from tricistronic rRNA transcript (SSU-rRNA, 5.8S rRNA, LSU-rRNA); endonucleolytic cleavage to generate mature 5'-end of SSU-rRNA from (SSU-rRNA, 5.8S rRNA, LSU-rRNA). Gene Ontology annotation, cellular component: preribosome, small subunit precursor; 90S preribosome; nucleolus. NCBI's taxonomy places the organism in Eukaryota, Metazoa, Chordata, Aves, Passeriformes, Passeridae.